CGCUGUUUAUAGAACUGAAAAUGCCCCUCUGCGCGACAUGUGAUAGUGUGGACGUUCUUAAUCUCCUUCUUAUCUGCCUUUCGCAAUGUCGAGACAAACAGGAAGCUCUGUCCGACGGCGAGACUUAUGAUAACAGACUCAAAAACUAUGAGGGAUCCGAAGUUAAGCACCACGGCGACAUUUUCGAGGUUGAGAAAUCAAGCAAAGACUGUGAUCUUUGCGAAGCCAUAUUUCAAGCCUUUAAGAGAACCAAUGUUCAAGAUGCAGAAGUUGCAAGAGGGUUGCAGAUUAUCUUUCGUGCAUCCUGCAACAAAAUUGAAGUAUGUUAUAAUACGGAUGCCAAGGAAGGAUUGAUUAAACUAUGCGGCCUUGAUGUGUAUAUGGAUGAGCCCGAUGUCGAAAAACUUUUCCGGGUAGGCCAAAUAAAAGAGGACAAGUCGCCUCCUCUUUUGAAGAUAAUGGAGAAGGACCCAGGCUCCGGAAGAUCAUUUGAAAUUGCUUCCCGCUGGUUGAAAAACUGUGUUGAGAGCCAUUCCUCUUGCAGGCCUCCUACAGAGCUCCAGAAACCGCCCAGACGCCUGAUUCACGUCGGCAAUGAAACUCAGAAUCCCUUUCUGGUAGAAACCUUCCCUGAUCUCCAACACGUGGAAUGGCUUUCGCUAAGCUACUGCUGGGGAGGAGAGCCUUCGUUGAAACUCACCGAUGACACUAUGAAUGAUUUGAAGAAUGGAAUCCCUUUGGCCAAAUUCGAUGCUACGAUUCAAGACGCGGUAUUAGUCACUCGAGCUUUGGGAAUCUCGUACAUUUGGAUUGAUGCACUUUGCAUCAUCCAGGGUGGUAGCGAGUGGAGCGAAGAGGCUUCCAAGAUGAAUGAAAUCUAUGGAGGAUCAACAGUGACUCUUGUCAUUGCCAGUUCAUGUUCUGUAAAGAAAGGAUUCCUGAAGGAACGCGACCUCAACUACAUUCCUGUUGCAUAUCCCAUCGAUCUAGCGGAAGACCAUAGAGCAAAAAUAUUCUUAUCACCAGAAUGGGACGAUAGUAAACGCGAAUAUAACGGGCCCUGGAGUAACCGGGGAUGGACGAUGCAAGAAGGAUUACUCCCCAAUCGUUUACUGCACUACACAUCUUCUCAAGUUAUUUGGAAAUGCUGUGAGGAACAGAGAUUCGAAAGGGGUGUAACAGAACGUGUCGAAGACAGAAUAUCUGAAACCUUGACCUACUCUGAUUAUGACGACAUAGCAUUUGGAUCUGGAUUUCUCUGGCAAUUACCGGCAUUCCUGAAAUUCAAAAGAUUUAAAUCCCAUUUACCCAUCAGCUUGGAUUAUCCAUUGAUGUCACACUCAGACACAUUUCGUUUGUGGUACGACCUAGUCGAGGAUUUUACCCCGAGAAGGUUUACAGAGAUCAGCGAUCGUCUCGUGGCCAUCUCAGGCCUGGCUAGAAUGUAUGGCGACAUGAUUCGAAACCCUACAUAUGUGGCUGGACUGUGGAAAGAGGACCUCAUUCGGGGGCUUUUAUGGCAUGUUGAAGGCACAACGCUCAUUCCUAAGCGUUCUGCAAACGAUAUUCUAGAUUUUCGUAAGAAUUUUCCGGAUUUCCCAUCCUGGAGCUGGGCCAGUGUUGGAUAUGAGGUUGUUAAAAAUGACUUGAAGACUGAUAAUAGUCUCGGUGCUUUGUCAGAAAUCGAGAGCAUACAGAUCGGUCGUGUUGACCCAUGGGAUCCCUUUGGUGCUGUGAAAAGUGGCAGUGUCACUAUUACUGGCCCUUUGAGGAGACUGCCAAGGCUUUAUAACAAGGAAUGGGUCUCGGCAGAAGCAUCGAUGUCAAAACUUGAGCGCCAUAUUUCUGAAAUCGUCGAGAAGGAAAGCCAAGAAAGUAUUGCACAAAGAUACUCUUCUCCACCCGGAGGUCACUUUAGUGUCCUGCGGAUGCUUGGAUGCACAGGUUUGCUGUAUCUACUUGUGUUGGAAGCCAAUGGUAGAAUUCUAAAUGGCAUCAAUGUAUAUCGUCGAUGCGGGAUACUCAAACUCUGGUAUAUUGAUCCUUCAAGUUACGCAUCGCCGGAGCUUAUUGCUACAUUGAAGAACAUGGAAACUUCAAUUACUGCGCAGCUCGGUCUGCAUAAGGAGACAAGCAAGACGCAAAAGAUUCCUAGCGCUGUAUUUAUGGAGGUAGAGAGAGAGAACUGGGUGAAGGAAACAGUGAUAAUAGUCUAAAAGAGAGCUGAAUCUCUAUCUCACUAAUCCGUGGCAUUGGUUAUGAACUUUCGCAGUUUUAUAAGAAAGUCACUGAGUAGAAUGAGGCUAGUUAGGUGCUACUAAAGCCCCAC
Messenger RNA from Hyaloscypha bicolor E, 2329 nucleotides. RefSeq names its product HET-domain-containing protein. The record is from RefSeq and is a predicted model, not a curated record. The transcript is spliced from 2 exons. The coding region runs from base 21 to 2216 and encodes 731 amino acids. Lineage: Eukaryota; Fungi; Ascomycota; Leotiomycetes; Helotiales; Hyaloscyphaceae.